CACGAGGUUUGAGUACUCACAACACGAGAGAGAACACUGCAAAUACUCAUACACGAGAGAGAAGAGAGAGAGAGAGAGAGAAGAAAAAGACUGCAGAAGUCGGUUUGUGUUUGGAGAGUGAGAAAAUAUGUCCACCAUAACUCUCAACAAUGGCUUCGAGAUGCCCGUCAUCGGUCUCGGCCUCUGGCGUCUGGAGAAAGAAGAGCUCAGAAGUGCCAUCUUAAACGCAAUCAAGCUCGGAUAUCGCCAUUUUGAUGCUGCUGCUCAUUACAAGACUGAGAUAGACGUUGGGAACGCAAUUGCAGAAGCAAUUCAGAGUGGGCUUGUCAAGAGGGAGGAACUUUUCAUCACCUCCAAGGUUUGGAAUUCAGACCAUGGGCAUGUGGUUGAGGCCUGCAAAAAUAGCCUGAAGAAGCUUCAGUUAGAUUAUCUGGAUCUCUACCUUGUUCACUACCCAUUAGCCACCAAGCAUAGCGGAGUUGGUACAACUGCUAGUCUUUUGGACGAGAAUAAGGUGUUGGACAUAGACGUUACAGUCUCCCUGGAAACUACAUGGCACGACAUGGAAAAGACCGUCUCCCUCGGCCUAGUUCGUAGCAUUGGUCUCAGCAACUACGAGCUCUUUCUGACCAGAGAUUGCUUAUCUUACGCCAAAAUCAAGCCUCAAGUGAGCCAAUUUGAAACUCACCCUUAUUUCCAGCGUGAAUCUCUCGUCAGAUUCUGUAAGAAACAUGGAGUUGUACCUAUGGCCCACACCCCUCUAGGAGGUGCUACGGCUAAUGUCAAAGCAUUUGGUUCCAUUUCACCUCUGGAAGAUCCAGUUCUCAUUGGUCUGGCUAAAAAGUACCAAAAGAGUGUGGCCCAGAUUGCUCUGAGGUGGAACAUUGAGAGGGGCACACCAGUGAUUCCAAAGUCCUCAAAAGUUGAGAGGUUGAAAGAGAAUUUGGAAGUCCUUAACUUCAAGCUGGAGAAAGAGGACAUAGAGCUGAUCAAUACUAUAGACAAGAAAUUCAGGACCACUCUACCUUCCUUAUCUUGGGGAGUAGAUGUUUAUGCAUAAACUGCAUAAUUCGAAACCCUCCAAGUCACUGCUUCCACAUGUUCUUCAAAGGGUAACAAAAAGGGAAGCAAAACAGAAACCCUUAUGAAAUUUCACUUGCAAUAAACUGAGCUUUAUGUCCUCCAACAAUGCUCAUUGUAUCGGUUAGUUCGAAAACUCCAUAAUUUUGUACAUCUUUGCAUUAGGCCUUGCAAAGAAAAGUCUAAAUAAAAUGAAGGCUGUUGUAUUUGUUUGGUAUUAAUAUUUAAUAGAAUGAUCAUUAAAGUUAA
Molecule: messenger RNA, 1329 nt
Organism: Prunus persica (peach)
Lineage: Eukaryota; Viridiplantae; Streptophyta; Magnoliopsida; Rosales; Rosaceae
Product: NADP-dependent D-sorbitol-6-phosphate dehydrogenase
Exons: 6
Coding region: 128-1060 (310 amino acids)
Cellular component (GO): cytosol
Molecular function (GO): aldose reductase (NADPH) activity
Source: RefSeq, a predicted model, not a curated record